Pseudonaja textilis is the source of this 908-nucleotide messenger RNA. Its product is annotated as GTP cyclohydrolase 1-like. Lineage: Eukaryota; Metazoa; Chordata; Lepidosauria; Squamata; Elapidae. The record is from RefSeq and is a predicted model, not a curated record. Gene Ontology annotation, molecular function: zinc ion binding; GTP binding; GTP cyclohydrolase I activity. Gene Ontology annotation, cellular component: cytoplasm. Gene Ontology annotation, biological process: tetrahydrofolate biosynthetic process; tetrahydrobiopterin biosynthetic process.
AUGGAACCGUUCCAGCUGAACCUGCAGGCCUACCAAAACGGGGACUUGCAUCCCAGCUGCCUCUUCGAUGGGCCGAGCGGCGGCCAGAUGCGGAGAACGUCUCUGAAGGACCACGGCGCUCGAGAAGCGGAAGAAAGGGAGCGGCUCCCGGGACUGGAGGCCGCCUACGCCACCAUCCUGCAGGGUUUGGGCGAAAACCCGGGGAGGCAAGGGCUGUUGCUGACGCCUCGGAGGGCGGCCAAAGCCAUGCAGUUUCUCACCAAGGGCUACUAUGAAACCGUCGAAGAGAUACUCAAUGGUGCUGUUUUUGAUGAAGACCAUGAUGAGAUAGUUAUCGUAAAGGGCAUUGAUAUGUUUUCUCUUUGUGAACAUCACUUGGUUCCUUUCUUUGGCAAGGUACACAUUGGAUAUUUACCAAGGAAAAAAGUAGUUGGAUUAAGUAAACUUGCAAGAAUUGUUGAAAUGUUUAGCAGAAGGCUCCAAGUCCAGGAGCGACUUACAAAACAGAUUGCUUUAGCAAUUACUGAGGUUCUGAAACCUGUUGGAGUGGCUGUGGUGAUAGAAGCUUCACACAUGUGCAUGAUCAUGAGGGGGGUUCAGAAAAUGAACAGCACAACAGUCACUAGCGCUAUGCUUGGCAUCUUCCAAGAAGAUUCAAAAGCAAGGGAGGAAUUUCUUGCCUUGAUCAAGAAUUAAAGAGCAGCAGCUUGCAGUUACAUCAAUGGUUUGGAGCAUACACAACUGAUUAUUAUAAUUGCCUUAUGUGAGCCAUUGUUUUUGAAGCUGGAUAAUUAGAAAAAAGAGAAGACAGAGUUCAUAAUUGUAUCACAGCUUUGUUCCCAUUUUUGCAUAUAAUACCUUUUAUAGCCUUCUACAAUUGGCUCCUUUGGGAAUGGCACUCCUAGCAC